GUUACCCAGCCCUGGACUCUUGGUUUUUUUGGGAGAUUUUUGAUUACUAAUUCUAUUUCUUUACUGGUUAUAGGAGAUUUCUUUUGUAAGAAGUGAUUUUAGAUUAAAUCCCAGGCAUUUGGGGUAUAGAUUAUUAAAUUCUGGAUCUUAUUUAAGUCUUUUUUAGGCACCUCCUCUGACAGUGCACCGCUGAAGGAAAGGGAAUAAUGCAUUGCUUGCUUACUGCCAGCAUCCUGUCUGGGAUAUAUGAAAUAAACCAGCACCACCCACCAAAACACCAAAACAACAACUCAGAAAUUAAUUCCGUAUCAGCUCGAGUCCUGCUCUCUCUGGUGGUUCCGGGCCAUCUGAUUUUCUUCUAUAUCAUUUACUUGGUGGAAGGCCAUUUGGUCCCACAAAGUAAGAUGUUUGUGGUAUUCUAUCUGCUAGCAAGUCUGAUGCAGGUGACAAUUCUGCUGUACCUGGCAGAAGUGAUGGUUCGGCUCGCGUGGCACCAGGCUCUGGAUCCAGACAGCCACUGCAUCCCCUACCUCACAGGGCUGGGGGACCUGCUAGGGACUGGCCUCCUGACACUCUGCUUCCUUAUCAACUGGUUAUUGAGGAGUGAAGCAGGGCUGGAUGGCAUCUCAGACCCAGCAUCCGGGCCUCCCUAAUGAGCCCAGGCAGCCAUAUUUGCUCAGUAGAAUUUUCCUUCCCACCAGCAGGGUACAGAAUACAGUUUCUCCCUGACUAGGUCCUCAGGAAGGAUGGUUAACACCCUGAUUCUGCAGUGACCCUUUGUCAGUCUUCCAGGGACACUCACACAUCUUGACUCUGGAGUUGGAAGCUGAGCCUGUAAAGGUGAAGGAGACCUGAAAUCAGAGGCAGUGUUUGUGUACAUGUGACUGCAUGCUCCUGGGCUUGAGUGUGUACUCAUGUGCUGGGUGAGUGCAAAUAAGUGACUGUGUGUGUGUGGAGAGCAGGGGACUCUGCCCUGAAGACGCUGAAGGAAGAGGCAUGUCCAGUGCACUGGGGGGAUGUGUGGGCAGUGUUCUGUGUCCACACAGCCUGUACUUGGAAGGAGCAGGAAGGAAACACUUUCUGUGCCUAUACCUCAGGACUGUGCUGUGGCUUACCCACAGGCUGACUAGAUCCAAGCUUCAUGGGCUAUUUUGCUGAUGUGCCUGCAAAUGUGCAACCCUUCCCAGGACAGCCCUUCCUUGCAUACCCUUGUCAUCUGCUCUUGGUAUUUAAUCCUGUCGCUAUGUUUCUUUUUCUUUUUUUAUGUUGAAGCCAAACUUCUGUUUAGAUUUUAGUGAACACAAAAGUAUAAAAUAAAACAUAGAUUAUAUUGUA
This is a messenger RNA of Leopardus geoffroyi (Geoffroy's cat), 1335 nucleotides long. It is a transcript of the gene SLC41A3, whose product is annotated as solute carrier family 41 member 3. Gene Ontology annotation, cellular component: plasma membrane. The coding region runs from base 207 to 653 and encodes 148 amino acids. The record is from RefSeq and is a predicted model, not a curated record. NCBI's taxonomy places the organism in Eukaryota, Metazoa, Chordata, Mammalia, Carnivora, Felidae. The transcript has 4 exons. Gene Ontology annotation, biological process: monoatomic cation transport. Gene Ontology annotation, molecular function: monoatomic cation transmembrane transporter activity.